Molecule: messenger RNA, 3609 nt
Organism: Drosophila obscura
Lineage: Eukaryota; Metazoa; Arthropoda; Insecta; Diptera; Drosophilidae
Product: protein argonaute-2
Exons: 10
Coding region: 115-3282 (1055 amino acids)
Molecular function (GO): RNA binding; protein binding
Source: RefSeq, a predicted model, not a curated record
CACUAAGUGUGACCGUAUCAAGAAACUUCUGCGUAUAUUAAAUUCAUAGUGCAACAAUUCGUCAAUAGUUUGAAAUAAUCUAUUUGCGUUCAAACGCAUCAGAAAGAACGCAUCAUGGGAAAGAAAAACAAAUAUAAGGAGUCUGCGAAGCCAGAGGCUGCACCACAUCAACCACAACAAAAAGAUGCUGGUACGUCGGGUGCCCAAACCGCUGGAGUCACGUCCACUCCCACUCCAUCCACAAGCUCCGCCGCUUCUGGCUCUCAACAACAGCAGGGAGGAUGGCAAAAACAGGACGGAAACCAGCAGCGUCCUCAGUCCGGCCAAGGUUGGGGCGGUCAACAGAGGGGAUCGCAACAGCAACCAGGCGGACACCAACAAGCACAAGGGCAAUACCGUGGUCCGACACAACAAUCCCAAUCCCAAGGUCAGUUCCAAAGGGGAUCGCAACAGCAACCAGGCGGACACCAACAAGCACAAGGGCAAUACCGUGGUCCGACACAACAAUCCCAAUCCCAAGGUCAGUUCCAAAGGGGAUCGCAACAGCAACCAGGCGGACACCAACAAGCACAAGGGCAAUACCGUGGUCCGACACAACAAUCCCAAUCCCAAGGUCAGUUCCAAAGGGGAUCGCAACAGCAACCAGGCGGACACCAACAAGCACAAGGGCAAUACCGUGGUCCGACACAACAAUCCCAAUCCCAAGGUCAGUUCCAAAGGGGAUCGCAACAGCAACCAGGCGGACACCAACAAGCACAAGGGCAAUACCGUGGUCCGUCACAACAACAGGGUGGCAAUCAGUCACGUCCUCAGGGUCAGCAAGGACAGUUCCAAAGAGCCCAAGGAAGCGCGUCUCUGCCACCUCUUCCAGCAGGCACCAUGAAGCGUGGAACUUUGGGGAAACCAGGACAAGUAUCUGUCAAUUAUCUCGACGUUAACUUGGAUAAAAUGCCAGCGGUGGCCUAUCACUACGACGUGAAGAUCACGCCAGAGCGCCCUAAGAAGUUCUAUCGUCACGCCUUUGAGCAGUAUAGAAUUGAGCAUUUGGGCGGUGCGAUUGCCGCAUAUGAUGGACGUGCAUCGUGCUACUCAGUUGUGAAACUAGAAUGCAGCUCCCAGGGCCAUGAAGUAAAAGUAACAGAUCGCCAUGGGCGUACAUUGAAAUACACCCUAGAAAUAAAGGAAACAGAGGACUCGGAAGUUGAUUUGAACUCACUGAGAAGCUACAUGAAGGAUAAGAUUUAUGACAAGCCCAUGCGAGCCUUGCAGUGUCUGGAGGUUGUGUUGGCGGCCCCCUGUCAUAACAGUGCUAUACGCGCCGGCCGCUCUUUCUUCAAAAGGUCUGAUCCCGGAAAUGCUUGUAAUCUUGGCGACGGCUACGAAGCUCUGGUUGGACUCUAUCAAACUUUCGUGCUUGGCGAUCGUCCGUUUGUCAAUGUGGAUAUAUCCCACAAGUCCUUUCCGAUGGCCAUGUCGAUCAUUGACUAUAUAGAGCGGUAUCAGCGGCAGAGAAUUGAUAAGAGCACAAAUCUUGACUACAAGCGUUAUGAUAUCGAAUCAUUCCUAAAGGGAAUUAAUAUAAUUUACGAGCCGCCUGCCUGUUUUGGCAGCGCUCCUCGCGUCUUCAAAGUCAACGGGCUUUCCAAGGUUUCAGCAAGCUCACAGAUAUUUGAUCUGGAUGGGAAAAAAACGACCGUUGCAGAGUACUACAAAUCUCGGGAAUAUAAUUUAAAGUUUCCAAACCUUCUAUGCUUGCAUGUUGGUCCGCCGUUGAAAUACAUUUAUUUGCCUAUCGAACUAUGUCGCAUUGAGGAUGGUCAGCCCCUGAAUCGCAAGGAUUCUGCAAAUCAGGUGGCGGCCAUGAUUAGGUAUGCUGCCACAUCCACCAACGAGAGGAAGGCCAAGAUCAUCCACUUGCUUGAAUAUUUCAAGCACAAUUUAGAUCCGACCAUCAGUCGCUUUGGUAUUCGCCUGGACAACGACUUCAUUGUGGUUCAUACACGUACCCUCAAUGCACCUCAGGUGGAGUACAAAAACAAUUCGACUUCGGUGAGGAACGGUUCGUGGCGCAUGGAUCGCAUGCAAUUCCUUGAUCCCAAGCCGAAGCCACACAAAUGGGCCAUACUUUACGGUAAGAUGCAGUACAAUCAGGUGGCCGAUUUUCAAGAAAUGGUUAUUCGUCAGAGUCGCAUCGUCAAUGUUUGCCUUGAUGCAAAGGCCGAGAUUCGGAUGUACAAGGAUGAACGUGACCUAGAUGCUCAUUUCCAGGAUUUCAAACGAAAUCAAUAUGAUUUGGUGUUCGUUAUUAUACCGAAUUUCGGGGCCUUCUAUGAUACCGUGAAGCAAAAGGCUGAGCUGCAGUAUGGCAUUCUCACACAAUGCAUCAAGCAGAUCACAGUCGAACGUAAAUUGAACACGCAGUGUAUUGGCAACGUUCUACUUAAGGUCAAUUCAAAGCUGAACGGCAUCAAUCACAAGCUAAAGGACGAUCCUCGCACUGUGAUAAAGAAUGCUAUGUUUUUGGGCGCCGAUGUGACUCAUCCAUCGCCCGAUCAGCGAGAAAUCCCCAGUGUUGUGGGAGUGGCCGCCUCCCAUGAUCCAUAUGGGGCUUCAUAUAAUAUGCAAUAUCGCUUGCAACGCUCUGCCCUGGAGGAGAUCGAGGACAUGGAGUCGAUAACCCUUGAGCACUUGCGUGUUUAUCAUCAGUUCCGGAAAUGUUAUCCCGAGCACAUUGUCUAUUAUCGUGAUGGUGUCAGCGAUGGUCAGUUCCCCAAGAUCAGAAAUGAAGAGCUGAGGGGUAUUUCUGCGGCCUGCUGCAAGAUGCACAUUAAGCCCAAGAUUUGCUGCGUGAUUGUGGUUAAACGGCAUCAUACCCGCUUCUUUCCAAACGGAGGUCCUUCGCAAUUUAACAAGUUUAACAAUGUUGAUCCAGGAACCGUCGUCGAUCGAACCAUUGUCCAUCCAAAUGAGAUGCAGUUCUUUAUGGUCAGCCAUCAGUCCAUUCAGGGGACGGCCAAGCCGACGCGUUACAAUGUAAUUGAGAAUACUGGCAACUUAGAUAUUGAUCUACUGCAGCAAUUGACAUACAAUCUUUGUCACAUGUUUCCACGAUGCAACCGCGCAGUGUCUUAUCCGGCUCCGGCAUAUUUGGCUCAUUUGGCUGCGGCACGUGGCCGUGUCUAUCUGACUGGCGCCACCAAGUUCCGUUCUCCCCAAGAGGAGUACGCAAAGCGUUUGAUUGUUCCAGAGUUCAUGAAGAGAAAUCCCAUGUACUUCGUUUAGGCAGAAAAGUAAACACAGUUACUCUUUUGCCAAUAAGAACUAAAUUCAAAUAUGAUUAUUCUUUAUCAAUUUUAUAUUUUAUCACAUUUCUUGAACCAUAAUCGUAUAUUAUCAUAUGUUGAGGGGCAUACUCUACUGCAUUCAUUAGUAGCAUCGAAGUGAAGUGACAUCUUUAGUGGCUCAAACAGAAUAUGGAAAUUCUUUUAAAUUACUAAAGACAUAUUAUUGUAGCUACAAAUGGAACCAGUUUAGAGGAGCCCUUAUAUUGGGCAUAUUAUACAAUUUUAAAUAAUAAUAAUAAUAAAAUUAAUCAACUUUCUAUGCUGA